UUCCCCCCUGGAACGUCGUCUACGUUCAAUACGCGCGCGCGCCUACGGAAUCGCCUGGUCGACCGUCGAACAGUGCCGCCAGAGCUCUCGAAAGGGACACCCGUGGUUUUACAUCCCCCCGACAACAAUCAACCAAAAAUAAACACCCCAAUAUCUUGAAUCUCAAUCUUAAAUCGCGAAUUAACGUCCAUUGCUAAAAAAUCUGGAUAUUCGUGCCUAUAAAAUUCGGUUAAAGUGGUGGAAUAAAAAUACACGAGGACCGGGUGGCGUUAUCAAAGCAAAUCCGUCUGUUUAUCGGUACCGGAACUCGAGUCAAAGGUCACUGGGUAACUGGUGGCAAGCGUUUGCAGUUACCAGUGAUAAUAAACCAUCGUCCUGUUAGGGUGAACAAACCUAACCAUCUUUUCGGGGAUGAAACUCAAUAUUCGAGUCUGUUAAAGUGUCUCGUGAUUAACUUCCGUUUGGAUACUCCCGAUUAUGUUGGGAGGGUCAUGGUAUCCCAGGAAGGUCUCUUAUCACUUACACCCUCGGUUGUCUUGAUGGUUUUAGCGACCCUCUGGAUUAUAACAACAACACCAACAACUUAAAAUCUGGACAAGAUCAUUGUUGGGAAUGUUGAUGUUGAUGUGGAUGUUAAUGAUGACGGAAGUAACAGUAGGGGCAACUCGGGGAGGUGUAACUAAGUGGGAUGAUAUAGAGAAACACUUGGGGUGAUGAAGAAUAAUUGGGUGAAUAUUCAUUAAAUUGGAUGGAGGAUACUUGUGAGAUAACAACCCAAAAUAAUAUUAUUAAAAAAAUAAAUAUUAUAUAAUGAUUAAAAGUUUUAACAGAAACAUAUUAGUGUAUAUAUCGUUAUUAUUUGAGUUGUUUUGUUAUAAUUAUUACUAUAAUUAAUAAAUAUUAUGCUCAUCCGAUGACUGUGACUAGUUAGCGCGGAAUCGAACAGUAUCUCCGCCUUAUUUUAAGUAUAUCAUGAUAAUAGAGGUAAAAUAUAUUAAAUAUUAAUGUUAAAUGUUAAAUGUUAGAUAGACAACUGUUAAUCGGUGGGAUUAGCUACGUGUAAAAUUGUGUGGCUCGCCAGCUGAUGUCGGGAUCGUUAAGCGGGCGGCAAGCACCAACUGAGCCACCGGGUCACGAUGAUCGCGUGUCUAAUGACUCCGUGAAUCACCAUGAGCAGAUCUGACUGCCAGGGGAGUUUACAAUCGCCAAGAAUGCGAGCAUUGAUACCAAUAAUUGUCUUUUUAGUGAUGACCAUUAUAAUGAUGAUGAUGAUGAUACAAGUGAGGAAAAUGACAAUCCCGGUGGUGAAAACGGUUAAGCAGGAGUCAAACGGAUGGAUGACGACGAGCCAAUGACAUCUCGACGAGCCGGGGGGGAGGGCAGAGCUCCUCCAAGUCCCUCGAGCAGCGGGUCCGAGGACAACGGGUUUUCAACCCGUCCGAGAGUAGUCGGUGUUUAUGUUAAGAAUCUGAGCCGUCAGGAGCUCGACACCUUCGUUCAGGAGGACAUCUACGGGGUCACUCCGACGACUUCUCGCGGCAAGGAGGAGGCUCCUCCAGUUUCUCAGUCUCAGUCCCAGUCCUCGUCCUCCUCGACUUCGCCUUCCUCGACGACCUACUCGAUUUCCACGAGGACCUCGCUGUCAGGAAGAAGGGACAGGGCUCCUGGAUCCUCCAGGGAUUUGAGGCGCCGGAGGCAGGAGGAGGGAAGGCCUCGUAGGACUCCCGAACCUGGUGAUGACCCCCGGAGAACGGAACCUGAGCCCGAGCCCGAGAUGGAGAAAGACGGCAACCUUGGGAGGUCCUCCAGGAACAGCAACGAGGACAAGAACUCGGAAGACGACUCCUCCAGGCUCUCUCCUAGCGGGUAUGAGGUCUUUGAUCAGGAGGACUCCUCCGAGAGGACCAUUCGUCAGUACGCCGACGACUCCGAGCCGGAAGUAGUCCUGGAGGUCGACGACAGGGAGCGUGGGAGAGCCUCCAGGGAGGGCCAGGAGGUAUCCCAGUUUGAGGACAUGUUCCCCAGGUGCUUCGCCAGGAGCCAGACUCAGAACACCGAGGAGGUUCGGGAGGAGGACAGGGAGGUCAGGGUCACCUCCAGGUUCCGGUCUCAGGAUAGUAUGAGACUGAGACCUCCUUUGGUUGGAACCGCGGGCACUUCUGCGGAUUCUGGGACCGGGGACUCGGCCAGUGCGGAGAUCCAGGUCGAGGCUCUGGGGAGCUUGACGCAGACCCCCGGGGACAAUGAGGAGGACAAUGAGGAGGAGGAUAAUGAGGACGAGUACGAUAAUUUGAAGCGCGAGUAUGACAAUACGCCUGGUGAGGAGCAGGGCCAGGGUGGAAUCAGUGGUGGUGAUGGUGCUGGUGGUUUUUGUGGUAGUGCUAGUGGUACUGGUGCCAGUGGGUUCGGGUACAGUGGCCCUAGAUCUGGGAAACAAACUGUUAAACCCUUUACUAAGGAGAGCCUCGACAGACUCGAGAGCAGGACUGUUCAGCUAGUCAGGGAGUACGGGUUCCAGCCGAGGAGGAAAACUUCGGUAGAGGACGGCGCCGUGCUUCCGAAUAAGUUCGAGCCUUUUCCGUCCGGGCUUUACGGCAGGCCGCUUGAGGAGAUUGAUAAUUUUAUCUACGAUGAGACGUUUUGCGUAGUGUCCAAAAGAUUUCGCAAGAACUACAUCCACCGAUUUACAGCAACCAACAGUUGGUUUUUAUUUUCGCCUUGGAAUUCAAUUCGACGUUGCUGCAUCUUCCUAAGUACCAACCAGUUUUUUGAUUACAUGGUUAUGCUGACCAUUGUACUUAAUUGUGUCUUCCUCGGCAUGACCGAGCCGAUCGAAGAAGCUGAAUAUAUCUUCCUAGCAAUCUACACCCUGGAAAUGGUGAUAAAGUCAAUAGCAAAGGGUUUUAUACUCAAUAAAUAUACCUAUCUAAGGAAUCCGUGGAAUUGGCUGGACUUUGUCGUGAUAACAAGUGGUUACGCGACUAUUGGAAUGGAAGUCGGUAAUUUAGCGGGUUUGAGAACAUUCCGGGUGCUCAGGGCGCUAAAGACCGUCUCUAUUAUGCCUGGCCUCAAGACCAUCAUCAAUGCCCUCUUGCACAGUUUCAAGCAACUCGCGGAAGUCAUGACCCUUACCAUUUUCUGUUUGAUGGUUUUCGCGCUUUUUGCUCUUCAAGUUUACAUGGGUGAGCUGCGUAACAAGUGUGUCAGGCAUCAGGAUCCUAAUGACACUACUGUCGACUGGCAUGUGUGGGCUUGGAAUUCGUCCAAUUGGGCAUUCGGCGAGGACGAGAAUCCUAUCAUCUGUGGGAAUGUCACCGGCGCCAGGCACUGCAAAGAGAACUACACUUGUCUGUGCGUGGGACCGAACCCGAACCACGGGUACACGAAUUUUGAUAGCUUUCUGUGGUCAAUGCUCACUACUUUUCAAUUAAUUACUCUCGACUACUGGGAGGAUGUUUACAAUAAGGUGUUGUCGGCGUGCGGGCCUAUCAGCGUCACGUUUUUCACGGUGGUCGUGUUCUUCGGGUCGUUCUACCUCAUCAAUUUGAUGCUUGCCGUCGUGGCCUUGAGCUACGAGGAAGAAGCUGAAAUUACUAACGAGGAAAGAAAAAAAGACCUGACUGACCAUCGCGAAGACUCGACGUUUAGUUUCGACCCGACGAAGAUCAACAUCAAAACCCUAACGAAGGAGAAGCAGAAAAAAAUAGAUGCGCGCAAGGGCGUUCUGCUGAGCAGCUACACCAGGAAAAAAACUCGAAGAAGAAAACGAGGAAGAAGCUCCGCUGGCCAGGAAAAAAACGGGGGAGCCAGGAGCAGGUCCUUGAUUAAAAAACGCGAUCACAGGUCAGCGACACCGAGCCCGAGUCCGAGUCCAAGGCACUCAAAUGUCCGGCCAUCAAAUCUACCUCUCCAGGUGGCGCCACCCCGGCCACCGGACCCAAUCCACCGACUGGCCCCGCACCGAGGAAUGCUUCACUCGCGCCAAGCCAGCAACAACAGCAACCAGCAGUCUUCGCUGGAUGACUCGGGUGUCGUUGAUGAUCACGAUGGCGAUGACGUGACCUCGGCUGAAGAGCACGAACGGCGAGAGCAUCACCAUCGUGAGCACAAGCACCGCGAGCCCCGUCUCGAACGACAAGAAAGGAUGCAGAUGGUGACCACCACCACUGGCGAACGCACCCUUCUUCCCAUCGCCCCGGUUACUGUUUCCGUCAGGAGCAAAAGCCGGGAGAUUCGGGUCCUCAAAUGCAACGGGGUCAAAACUAAGAAACAAAUGUACACUCUGCCUCCUGAGUAUUUGUCCCAUAUUGUUGUCAUUGAUGAUCUUCCUGACAGAAAUUGCGACAAAUGUAUUCAAUGUUGUGUUGAUUACGAGGGCUGGUUGCGUUUUCAAAAUUGUUUAUAUAAGGUGGUCCGCGACCCAUUAUUUGAGCUAACGAUAACCCUGUGCAUAGUCCUAAACACGGGUUUUCUAGCAAUGGAGCACCACGGAAUGAGCGAGAACGUCCGUCAAGCUUUGAACAUCGGCAACAAAGUCUUCACAAGUAUCUUCACGUUCGAGUGCUUCCUAAAGUUGCUCGCACUGAGCAAAGACUUUUUCAACAACGGGUGGAACAACUUUGACCUGAUAAUCGUAUCGGCGUCCCUGAUCGACCUGACAUUCGAAUUAGUGGACGGUCUAUCAGUAUUACGAGGCCUGCGACUUUUGCGAGUUCUCAAGCUUGCGCAGUCCUGGACCACGAUGAAGGUCCUGCUCAGCAUCAUAAUCUCCAGUAUCGAAGCUUUGGGAAACCUGACACUGGUGUUGGUGAUCGUGAUCUACAUAUUCGCCGUGAUAGGCAUGCAAUUGUUCAGCAAGGACUACACACCAGAUAAAUUCUACCCGGACCCAGUUCCACGGUGGAACUUCAACGACUUCUUCCACUCUUUUAUGAUGAUCUUCCGGAUCCUCUGCGGAGAGUGGAUCGAGCCGCUUUGGGACUGUAUGCGUGCGGAAAAAGACGAGGGUCCGGAAACUUGUUUUGCGAUAUUUCUUCCAGCACUGGUGAUGGGCAAUUUCAUGGUUCUGAACCUCUUCUUGGCCUUGUUGCUCAACAGCUUCAACUCGGAGGAGUUGAAGCAAAAAAAACAGGAAGUGGGUGAGGAUUCAAAAUUAGCGCGGUCAUUUGACCGGAUCAGAUCUAUCGUCAGGAAAAAACGCUACAGAAAAGAACGGACCGAGAAUGAGAAGAACACCAGGUUGGAACAAAUUGUCCGUGAAGUUAUGGACAAGUCUGAUAAAGAAAAAUACGCGAUUCAAGAAACCGUUUUGAGCUUGCCCAAGGACAACAUUUACAAUCGGUCUUAUCAAGAAAGCUUGAACCAGCCGGUGUUUACCUACGAGCCGAUCUACCACCGUCAGGCCACUGUCACUACUUACAGCCACAGUAGCCAAGAAACUGUGAGACCUGCGGGAAAGUUGGACGAGGGCAAGGGCGAUAGCAAUGAGACCAAUCCUGAGGAAAGUAUCGAGAUGGAGAUUCUCAAAGAUUCUGGCAGAACUCCUGAAGAUGAAGAAAGAUUAGCGAUGCUUCCACGUCCGCAAAAGGACAAAGAUAAGGAAAAGGAGAAGGAGAAAGAGAAGGAGAAGGAGAAGGCGGAGACCAAUGAGUCGAUGAUGAUGAUGUCCUCGGUUACGAUGAUGACGACAAUGAGGCAAGACGAACUGCAGCAGCAAGCCGCGGCCAAGCAGAAAAGACCUUGGCACGCGCUCGUUAGCUACGUCGACGAGCUCACUGUCGGUGGAAGGCGCGAUAGCAAAGGACGUUACAUCGACGGCAUGGGCUCCUUUCCAGGCUUUGGCAGAAAUAAGCAAAACAGGGUACCUCAGGAUUGCUUUCCUCAGCAUUGCUAUCAAAAAUGUAGUUGUAUUAAUCAAUGUAUCGCCACGGAUCUGGGGCACAAAUGGACAAACUUACGCAUAGUUGUAUUGUCGAUUGUCGACACCCCGGGCUUUGAAUGGAUGAUCCUGGCAUUUAUAUUUGCCUCGUCUGUCACCCUUUGUUUCGAGGACAUAUAUCUCGACGACAAUCCAUUCCUGAAGGGCAUUCUCUACUGGACAAACCUGGGAUUCUGCCUGCUAUUCACCGUCGAAAUGGUGCUUAAGUGGAUCGCGCUCGGAUUCUGUAAAUACUUUACAAGUUUCUGGACAAUCUUGGAUUUUAUCAUUGUUUUCGUUUCGAUGUUUAGUCUUUUGAUCGAAGAAAAUGAAAACCUCAAAGUACUGAGGUCGUUGAGAACUCUCAGGGCAUUGAGGCCACUCAGGGCAAUCUCAAGAUGGCAAGGCAUGAGGAUUGUAGUGAACGCGUUGAUGUACGCCAUACCUAGUAUUUUCAACGUGCUCCUCGUCUGUCUCGUGUUUUGGCUCAUUUUUUCUAUAAUGGGAGUUCAAUUUUUCGGAGGAAAGUUCUUCAAAUGUCUAGACGAGAGCGGCGAAUUGCUAGACAUUUCGAUAGUAAACACGAAGAACGAUUGCCUGAAUCUAAAUUACACUUGGGAGAACAGCAAGAUAACAUUCGAUCACGUUGGUGUUGCUUAUCUGGCGUUGUUCCAAGUCGCGACCUUCGAGGGCUGGAUGGAAGUAAUGGAAGACGCGGUUGAUGCAAGGGGCGUUGACCUUCAACCUCAAAGGGAAGCUAAUCUAUGGGCUUACGUAUACUUUGUUAUUUUCAUCGUAUGCGGCUCAUUCUUUACUCUUAAUCUAUUCAUCGGAGUUAUCAUUGAUAAUUUUAAUAUGCUUAAAAAAAAGUACGAAGGUGGCGUGCUAGAAAUGUUUCUGACCGAAAGUCAGAAGCACUACUACACAGCCAUGAAAAAACUAGGCCGUAAAAAGCCUCAAAAAGUAAUAAAACGUCCGAUGAAUCAAUUCCUCGCCAUGUUCUACGACUUGUCCAACUCCAGGAGGUUUGAAAUAGCAAUAUUCGUACUGAUAUUUUUGAAUAUGCUGACGAUGGGUAUCGAACAUUACAACCAGCCGCACCCGGUGUUCUUUAUUUUGGAAGUGUCGAACGCAUUUUUUACGACAGUGUUUGGGCUGGAAGCUAUCGUUAAAAUAAUAGGUCUGCGGUACCACUACUUCACGGUGCCAUGGAACCUGUUCGACUUUAUACUGGUGCUGGCGUCGAUCCUCGGAAUCCUCAUGGAGGACAUAAUGAUAGACUUUCCCGUGUCACCGACGCUCCUGCGGGUCGUGAGGGUGUUCAGAAUCGGAAGGAUACUGCGGCUUAUCAAGGCUGCCAAGGGUAUUCGGAAACUGCUGUUUGCGCUGGUCGUUAGUUUACCGGCGCUGUUUAACAUCGGUGCUUUGCUCGCACUUAUUACGUUUAUUUAUGCAAUUAUCGGCAUGUCGGUCUUUGGACACGUUCGCAAGCAGGGUGCUCUCGAUGACAUGGUGAACUUCGAGACCUUUGGUCGGAGCAUGCAGCUGUUGUUUCGCUUGAUGACGUCGGCAGGAUGGAACGACGUCCUGGAGUCUCUGAUGGUUCAACCGCCGUUGUGUGACCCUACCCCAACCGCCCGGCAGUUGAACGGAGACUGCGGGUUACCCCUCCUAGCCAUUACGUACUUCACGUCCUUCAUCAUCAUCAGCUACAUGAUAGUCAUCAACAUGUACAUCGCUAUUAUCCUGGAAAACUUUAACCAGGCGCACCAAGAAGAAGAGAUCGGCAUUGUCGAGGAUGAUCUUGAGAUGUUUUACAUCAGAUGGUCAAAAUACGACCCUCAUGCAACGCAAUUCAUCCGGUUUUCACAACUGAGCGACUUCAUAGCGAGCUUAGACCCUCCGUUAGGAAUUUCAAAGCCCAAUGUCGUAGCAUUGGUGAGCUUUAAUCUUCCUAUCGCCAAAGGAAACAAAAUACACUGUCUGGACAUCCUACACGCACUUGUCAAGCACGUCCUUGGACACGUCGAGGAGUCUGAAGACUUUAGAAAACUCCAGGAGCAAAUGGACGUUAAGUUCAAGAAACAGUUCCCUACGAGGAAGGAGUUGGAGAUCGUGUCGUCCACGAGGAUCUGGAAGAGGCAGGACAAAGCUGCCAGACUUAUUCAACGCACUUUCCGCGAAUAUAUCACAAUGAAAAAAGAACGUGAAAGAAUAGCACACGAGGUAGAUUCGCAAACCCAAACAUCGAGUCCGGGUGGCAUGGGCAGCGAAGGCAGAGGCGGUGGGUGGGGUGGUAAGUUAUCGGCCCUUCUCCACGUACACCGGGGAAGUAGGGCCAGUAGCCGCAAGUCCUCCAGGGCCAGCGACGCCAGCGAUCUUAGCGAGCUAGGGACAGCAUCGGCUUGGUUAUUCCCAAAUUUACCUUUGCUGCUUCUCUCCGGCGCCACCGGGACCCACGAGGACCUGCAGCCACCCUCCUUGACCGUGUCCCGUCCCUCGCCCACCAUGGAACAGCCCUCGGCUACCUCCAGCUCCGGCUCCGACUCUCACGUUACUGUCAGAUCCUCUGGAGCGACACUUGGGCGGCAGGACGCGGUGGAAUCGUAUCCCGACGAGGACGUCCUGAGUCCACCGACCUCAAAACGGAGCUCAAUAAGGCCGAGUGGGACCGCAUUGUCGCUGAAUAUUCUUCAGCGUGACAUAAAAGAAGCAAUAACCCGUCGGUGUGGAAGCUUAAGGGGCAAAAGAAGUGUUCCUAUCGUGGAACCAGCGCCACUGCGCAUUCCCGACGCUAGCGACGUCAGUAUUUUGGUAACAGAACCAAGUCCCGAGACCACAAUACCGCCCGUAAGGCCGCCAUUGCUUCGCCAGCAGUCCGAAGCAACGGUCGUCCAUGUUCUUGUUCACCGCGAGAGUGAAGAGUAUCAGGACGGUCAUGACAACAGCUGAUCUUAGUUUGAUCAAACGUUCAUAAUAAAAAUUAAUAUCUUUCCUCCAUUGGUCGUUUUAUGACCUCUAAGUAAUUAAUUAAUUAAUUAAUUAAUUAAUUAAUGAUAAUUUAUUCCUUUAUCAGACGCAAGUCUUCCGUGAAAUGCAAUACUAAUAUAAAAAAUAGGCAAUGAUUUAAUUUUUAUUAUGCAUCUGUAGUCAUGAUCUAUCUCUUGAUCUCAUCUUACCUCAUUUCAUUACCGAUAAUUAUAAUUAUUAAAAUUAAUAUUAAUAAUAAAAGUUAAUCACGCCGAUUAAUCGGCAGUAGAAGCCUGAAGAUGAUGUACUGCCUCGUAAGUAGAAACAAGUAGAAACAAGCACGCGUAUCAGAUCGAUUUACAUUCGAAAAUUCGCCAUUUUGUUUUUAGAAUUAGGAUUAAUAAAUAUUAAUAAUUAAAAAUAUUCGUCAGUAUUUAUUACUUUGGAUGAAUUUUUGAAACCUUUUCUAUCGAAAAAUAAUUUAGAAAUUGUCAUUUCGAUCUGAUACGACCCACUUAGUUAAUUAGAUAAGUGUUUAUUGUAAUAAAUGCGAUAAUUUAUCAGAAAAACCGUCACACGGACAAAAAUAUUUGUAAUAUCAACUUUUCGUUGGAUUUAAUGUUAUUAGACGCAGUUAGAUCUUUGCUUUGGACGAUUUUUCGUUUUAUUCGCCCUACUGUAUGCGAGAAGACUAGAUCGAAGGCCAUCUAGCGGUGAUUUGAGAAACUAUUGCUAUUAUUUGUGUUACUGACGAUUGUGGUCGAGUUUUAGGGACAAAUAAUCUUACUUUUUGUCGUUUUAAAGUUAAAUUGUUUGCUGACUAUGCAUCCGGAGGAAAUAGAAGCGUUUUUAUAUUUAAUUUUGGAUUUUUUGAGAGGAAAAAUAUAGCAGGCAUCUUACAAUUAUUGUUUUUGUAGAUAAAUUAAAAAUAAAAAGCACAAGAAAAUUUUGUAUAAUUUUUUACAGAAUUUUUUCAAAUUUCUAUCCAAUAAAUAUUUAUUUUUGUUGUUAUAAAAAAAUGUCAGACGUCUGCUAAAUUUUUUUUGUCAAAAAUAAUGAAUUAUAAUUAUUUCAAUGGAUGUUAAGAUUUUAGUGGAUAAAGUAAGUUUUAUUCGGGAUAAUAUUUUUAUUAUUCAAGUGUCCUGCCAGCUGGCAACUAUUUUAAAUUUAAUAUAAUCCGACAAUAUUUUCUUUAAAAUUUAAAUUUCACUAUUUAAAUAUUAUAUUGUUUGUUCUUUCGUAUUUUCUGUUUAAACUUUCAACGCACUAAAACACAGUUGCGCAACAUUAUCUAUCAAAAAGACUUAGUUAUAUACUUGGGGGAAAGUUUCUUUAGUAUCCCUAAAGAGAUUUUGGGUAAAGUUUGCCGAAACGGUGAUCGAUUGACAGCCGAAUGGGAAUUCUUAACCGGGAUUACUAAACUUGGAAAAUUUUUACUCUGCUUGCAUAGUCAACUUUUUUUUUUUUUUUUUAUUUAAACUUAUAUUAGCGAAUUAUUAAGUACGAUAAAAUUAAUUAGUUUCAUAAAAUGACAAUUUAAAACAACGAAAUUUAUUUAUUAUUAUUGUUUAUUUUCGUUCGACCGUCAUUUUAUGAAAUUAAUUAACUACGUGUAAGUCAAUUAAUCUUAAUCCUGGGUCGAAUAAUAAUUAACUUCUCAGAUUAUAAAUAAU
Molecule: messenger RNA, 10560 nt
Organism: Cotesia glomerata
Lineage: Eukaryota; Metazoa; Arthropoda; Insecta; Hymenoptera; Braconidae
Product: sodium channel protein 60E-like
Exons: 21
Coding region: 1334-8869 (2511 amino acids)
Biological process (GO): membrane depolarization during action potential; neuronal action potential; sodium ion transmembrane transport
Cellular component (GO): plasma membrane; voltage-gated sodium channel complex
Molecular function (GO): voltage-gated sodium channel activity
Source: RefSeq, a predicted model, not a curated record